Molecule: messenger RNA, 5036 nt
Organism: Chelmon rostratus (copperband butterflyfish)
Lineage: Eukaryota; Metazoa; Chordata; Actinopteri; Chaetodontiformes; Chaetodontidae
Gene: b3gnt2b
Product: UDP-GlcNAc:betaGal beta-1,3-N-acetylglucosaminyltransferase 2b
Exons: 3
Coding region: 353-1543 (396 amino acids)
Cellular component (GO): membrane
Molecular function (GO): hexosyltransferase activity
Source: RefSeq, a predicted model, not a curated record
AGAAGAAGUGCUGUUCGGCAGUGGUCUUCAGCUGUCGGCGGAGUGAAAACAUCACCAACUUACGGUGAAAAGACGACGUUUAGCCGCCGAAAAACACACAUGGAUUUAUUAACUUUUCCGCCGUUGUUGGGGUGACUUUGGGCUGACGAGGACGGCUGAAAACAAGUGGAACCCUCCUACACUCCCGUCCCUCUCACCUGUCUCCCCUCCUGAUCCUUAUCUCUCAUUGGCUGCUGUUCCACAGAGGGCGGAGCUAAGUAUGGGGUAAGAGACCUGAGAGGCUACACCAAGAAGACACAAGCUGAGGAAGCCCUCUAACCUGCACAGGUGGUGACAGGUGCAGCACACUGUCAUGGCGCUGCUGCGGAGGAGGCUGAAGCUUGUGGUGACGGUGAUGAUGGUCAACCUCUUCAUCUUCAUCCUCAUCUCCAGACACAGCAGCCAAGACAAAAAUGGACGUUCCAAGGUCCAAAUCCCUUCCAAACCCUUUUGGGCCAAACUGGUUCCCAGCACAGCUUACUGUAACCGCCAGCAGCAGAUUCUGGACCUUCAGAACAAUCCCGUCCUGGUGGCUAACAGCACCACAGACAUGCCUGAUUGGCUUAACAACACCAGUUUGACCUCUGACCCCUGCCAGCCUAACAUCAGGGUUACCACUCAGGUGAAAGACUACAACUCUCUACCAAACCGCUUCAAGGACUUCCUGCUUUACAUGCACUGCCGCUCCUACCCGAUCAUGGUGGACCAGCCUGAUAUCUGUAAGGAGCCGCCGUUCCUGCUUCUGGCUGUCAAAUCUCUAGCACCACACUUCGACCGCCGCCAGGCCAUCCGUCAGUCCUGGGGAAGGGCGGGAGUUAUAGCCAAUGAAACAGUAGUUACUAUCUUCCUUCUCGGCAACGCAACAGCUGGGGAUAACCACCCUGAUCUGUCCGAGAUGCUGCACUAUGAGAGCACUCGCCAUAAAGACAUCAUCCAGUGGGAUUACCGCGAUUCAUUCUUCAACUUGACUGUCAAAGAAGUUCUGUUCCUGGAAUGGAUUCAGACUCGCUGCCCCAGCGCUCGCUUCAUCUUCAAAGGCGACGACGACGUCUUUGUCAACACCUACCGCAUCCUGGACUUCCUUAAGGGCCUCUCGGAGCCCAAAGCCAGGGACCUGUUCGUGGGUGACGUGAUCACCAACGCGGGGCCACACCGAGACAAGAAAGUCAAAUACUUCAUCCCAGAGAGCAUGUACAUCGGGACGUACCCUCCAUAUGCAGGAGGAGGCGGGUACCUUUACUCUGGUGACAUCGCUGCUCGCCUGCACAAUGUGUCCCAACAUGUAGCGCUCUACCCGAUAGAUGAUGUCUACACAGGGAUGUGUCUUAGGAAGCUAGGGCUGGCCCCCGAGAAGCACAAAGGCUUCAGGACCUUUAACAUAGAGGAGAAGUACAGGUCAAACCCCUGCGCCUACAAGAGUUUAAUGCUCGUUCACCCGAGAACCCCACAGGAGAUGAUCCAGAUCUGGGCCUGGCUCAGUAGUCCUUCCCUGAACUGCCAGUGACGGCUCUGCAGCAGGCAGUCUGGGACCAACUGCCCUAGAGAAGAGGACAUUUUGAGGUUGUUCCCAAAAUGUCAAAGUGACAAAUAUUUUAUUUUGAACAGGGUUAUGAGUUAAAGUUGGCAGCUUUAAGUUCAGAUAUUAAUGUAAUGGUCAGUUGGAGCCUCUGCUUGGAGGAAUUGAUGCAUUGCACCUCUGAAAAUGAGGAAGGACACGUUGUUCAAAAUGGCCACCAUAGUAUUUUGACUUGAUGUCAGAGUUCCAUAGAACGAGUUAACCCUGCUUUACUGUCGAUUGAGCUUCACCUAAAGUGACCGAGUCUUUCUCUGCGUGCACAUAUUUAUAUCACAACUAUUUAUAUGGCCUUUAUAAUGCUUUAACACUGUGUGUCAGCUCUGUGAUGGAGUGUCUCAAUGCUGUAUUAUAUAAAUAAGGAAACUAAGAAAUGGGAUGUGUCCACCUGGGACUCUCUUUGUUGUGUCCAGGGAAAAAGAAAACAUGUCAGCUAAUUGAAACAUGUACGCUUCAGUGUCUCAACAUUUCAAAAGAAAAUGAGAGCGAACCUCUUGAACUUCACUGUUUUGUUGGUUCCCACAUGCAGCAGUUUAUUGCUGCUAGCUUUAAAAGUGCUUCCUGGUGAACACUUCCUAGUAAUUGUUGCUGGAGGCUUAGUUUGUGCUGCUACUCCUAUCUACACUCCCUAAAGUAUUUACUUGUAACUCUCUUAAACUCAACCAAUUUCUACUCAUAAAGACUUGGAGCAACUCAUGUUUUGUUCACCGUCUGUAUUUGGUCCUUUACAUUCAUUAAUCAUUUACAUACAAACCAUUAUUCAGUCUUGAAAAGGAGUUUGUUUUAACUUCCUCCGUUUCAUUCAAAUCUUUAGGUCUUGCUCUUUAUUUAAUUCAUGAGAGUCUCUGUUUCCUAUCGUUUGUGCUAUGUGUCAUUUUUUAACUGGUAGAUUUGUUAUCUUACAACAAAACUUCAAAUCACUAUAGAGCUUUGAAAUGGGGUGGUUGGUGGAGUGAAUACACACUUUGCUUUCAGGAAAUGGGAGGAACACAAGUCCAGGUCUGCACAGCUCAGCAGGUCUGGGCUUGGUUUUGACAUGGAUGGAGAAAUCCAAAUGCUGUAUGAUUACGCUUCAGGUUCUCACCUUACACAAAGAGAAAAAGCACUCAUGGAAGCCUGAAGUGCAUGUUCAGAGAUCUGUUAUUUCAGGCUGCCUGAGUAGAGCUUCUGUCUAAAGUACUCGCCUAUAACUCACCUCAUGAGUGUGUGUGCAGCUGUCCAGUGCUGUUAAAUGUUGCUUUACGGUGAUGUCAGUGAAUCCGAGUCAAGAAACGCUUUAAAACACAGGUGGAACGUGGUGAAACAUCAUGUCCAAGCUUUCCUUACUUGACAGAUUGGCUCUGCAAUGUUUGCUGAUCUUUACAAAGGCUUCAUUUCACAAUGCUGCACAUCAAUUUUGGGAGAUGAUUUCUUAUUGUCUGAACUUCCUGUUAUGGGACGAUGCAGCCAUGAGAACCUUUAAGAACUUGUGGUAAUUUGUAGCUCCAGAUAUAAUCAGCAAGUUGUUUUACUUUCUUUCCGUUACUUGUUUGAUGGUGAAUGUUUAAAUCGGUGGAUAAUUCAUUUUGGAAUGAAAGCCUUAUUAUUAUUAUUAUUAUUAUUUGAAGGUUAGUGCUCAGCUCACUACUGUAUGGCUUUAGCACAAAUGCUGUGUCUUUCACUCACUCUAUAAGAGAGGUGCAGGACGUAUUUGCUUUGCAUGCUAAUGUUGUUUGAGCUGUACGUGAGACACAGUCACUUGAAACAUGUUGAGAGUCUCAGAGAGUUAGAUGACUACAGAGAGGGAGACGCUCUUUGUUCCUCUCUAACCCUGUUCAGAGAAGCACGUAACAUGAAUGUAUAUCUGUAGCCAGGUUUAGGGUCUAUCCACUUUGAUUCAUUUAACUGAUUUCAGUGGAUUUUUCUUCAGUAUUCACACAGUGUCACAGAAGUCCACACUGAAAAUAUGUUGGUUACAGUAAGAUGUUUAGAUUGACCCUGACCUUGGUUGUUGCACCUCUGACCUGAGAGAAGAAAGGCGAUGCUCCUAUGCCUCUGUUAGAGCUCCCCCUGCUGGUCAGGAAGAUAAACUUCAGCUUGCAAGACUCCACUUCAUACAGACACUGACGACUGCGUAACCCAAAACUGUAGACCUCAUUUAUGCUUUCAUGUUUUAACCAUCAGUUCAUGAUGUCGGCCUUUGCCGCUUCACAUAUUCCAAAUCUCCAGUUAUGGCAACUUCAUGGCAAUGUCACUGCUGUGUGACGUUCAUACAUCCUUUUUCUGAUUGCUUUUAUCCUACAUUGGUGUCAGAUAGUUUGGGGUUUGUCACACAAGACAAACAGACAAUCACAGUGAGGUUCUUAAAGGUUAAGUUUGUACAUUUCUUCUGGGAUGACCGACUCACUGGACACUAUUUUAAUUACCCUCAGACUCCAUCUGUCUCCAUGUAGGAUAAAAUGAACACUUAAAAGAAAGGAGACUAAAUGGGAGACAAGGACCAAACAGAGGUUAUUUCAUCCUUCUGACAUAUUUAAGCAUCACUUGUUCUUUGGGUCAUGUGUCCUCAACACCUUUACUGUGUUUCCCACUACUCACUCACCAAUAAUAGAUUACAUUCUGUUCUCGCUGCACAAAAUUGAAAUGUUUACAUGCUUUAAAAAGUCAUCAUCACUUGUGUUAUGAUUGUUAUUUCUGUCUGAUUACAGCCUGAUUUGUCUGUCUUAAUGUUUUCUAGACGGCUCUUUAUCCUUCACUGCGCAUCAUUUUGUAAUUUUGCUUCACAGCUUCCUUUGAAGGACCUUUUCCUGUUUCUUUUAGACGCACAACUUAGCUGUGUGUUUUGACACUCAGUGUUGCUCUGGUCUGGUGUCAGUAGCCAGGAUGUGUCAUUUUCUGAGCUUCUGUACAUGCUGGUGUUUUCAGGGCAGAACAGUAAGCUAGUUGGUAUAGAAAAACAUCUUCUUAACCAUCAAUAUGCAGUGAAAUGUCACUGUAACACUCGAGCUUCAGGAUUGUAAUACACAGGUCAGUGAACCGGUCAACAUGAUGGGGGAAAAGAUUCCAGUAAAAUUAACAUGACAACCAGAGGGAAAAUAUCCAAUAAAAUCUAAUCAGAGCAAGAAGGAGUUGUCAUGUGACAAAAGCGAGAAAAUUCUCAAAAAAUAGUGAGUCAUUGUGGGAUGAAUCCUCACUUUCAUAAGCCAUUAAAUCAUUUUCUUCACUGUACAUUGCUGCGUUAACCCCGUGUUCACAUGUAUUUCACAAGCCUGUCAUUACUGUGUUAAAACACAUGCACUAGUCAGAGAUGAUUAUCGAAUGUGUGCCUGUUGUUUGUAUGUACUGUAUGUUCAAGAUUAUCUUUCAGCCACAUCAAGCGUGAUCGCUUUUUUAAUACCGAGAUGACUUGAUUAUUUCAAUAAAGUUAUAUUUUGCUGUUUUUGUA